CGAACCCCAUCUCUACCUUGCCUGUGGCUGGGGGAGGGGGCUUGUGUGGGAGAAACCAGGAAGAGAAAUGGUAUGAAUGUAUUUGACAACUUCAACCUCAUGUAGCCUGAAUAGCUAGUGUCUAUUUGACGAAUACAUUUUACUCGACACAACGGAGACCCACUUGCUUUAUGUAAAAGUGAAAUACAAAUUUAGAUAACCCCAGCUUUGAAACGAAAAAGGUUAAAGUUCACAGGAAGCUGGGGGGCUACCAUUUUUCACUGCUGCUUACAUUUUAGAUGCUAGAGAGGGAGGGGUGGUCGUCGUGGUUUUAUUUAAUUUCUCCAGACUAUUGAGCUGUACACGUUUUUUUUGUUUGUUUCGCCACCCCUACUCACUAACAAUUGAUGUUGAAUGAAUUCGGCAUGGAGAGAAUAGCGGAGCAGUCGUGGAAUUCUUCAUACACCUAUCAGGUGAGCAAGCAUAGCGCGGAGAUGCUACACAACCUCAACAUUCAGAGGAAAGAUGGAGGCAAGUUUUGCGAUGUGAUCUUGCGCGUCGGCGAAGAGAGCUUUCCUGCCCACAAGGCGGUACUGGCGGCGUGCAGCGAGUAUUUCGAGUCCGUUUUUGGUUGUCAAACGGAGGGCGACGGGGAGGCAAAAGAGCUCGAGAUGCAUACGAUAAGUCCCAAAGUUUUUAAAGAUAUUUUGGACUUUGCCUACACCUCUAGGAUUGUGGUACGAUUGGAAUGUUUCCCCGAGUUGAUGACGGCUGCUAAAUUUCUGCUAAUGCGUUCUGUCAUCGAGAUAUGCCAAGAAGUAAUCAAACAGUCCAAUGUAAAAAUUCUUGUUCCACCCUCAAGAAGAGGCGACGUCAGUUUAUUCCGUGCCACGGGGGGCUCUGAAUUUAGUUUCACAUUGGCUGUAGACAACUUGUCAAAUGGGAAUGGCUUGUUUACCAACAAUGGGCAGACGCAUAAUGUGGAUGGAAAUCGGGCCAAUGAUACAGUCAUGUCGGAUGGCAGCCCCCAGUCCUCUAUGCCAGUCCUGCAGCCCGUGUCUCCAUCAGAGAUGACGGGCAACCCGUUCCAAGAAGAGGGCUCUUCGGGUUCCAAGAGAGGCAGGGGGCGACCAAAGAAGGGGACAGUCAUGGAACCUAUUCAUUACAACAUCAGCACCUCUGAUGUUAAAGAAGACAUUGAGCAGAUAUUUCCUUGUGGAAUAUGUGGCAAGGCAUUUACAGAGGCUGUGCGGUUGAGAAACCACGAAGCGCAGCAUGGAGCGUCCAGCCAUGGCGCGAGUAGCGGCGACGGCUUGUCUGGCGAGGGAGGCCCUACCUCGAUAUCGCACUCUGGUCAGCCCGGUCUGUUGGAGAAUGGCAUGCCAUUGCAUGGAGGAGUAGGCAUAGAAAACAGCCGUAAGCGCGAGAGGACGAGACGUCACGUUGGCUGUGACAUUUGUGGGAAGGUGUUCCGGGAUGUUUACCACCUGAACCGACACAAGUUGUCUCAUUCUGGGGAAAAGCCAUAUGCUUGCCAUGUCUGUGGCCUGCGGUUCAAGCGCAAGGACAGGAUGUCAUACCAUGUCAGGUCACAUGAUGGAUCUGUGGGUAAACCCUACCUCUGUCAAAGCUGUGGAAAGGGGUUUUCCAGGCCAGACCAUCUGAAUGGACACAUCAAGCAGGUUCACACAACAGAGAGACCCCAUAAGUGCCAGAUUUGUAAUGCUUCCUUUGCUACAAGAGAUCGCCUGCGGUCCCACCUAGCUUGUCACGAGGACAAGAUCCCCUGCCAGAUGUGUGGGAAGUACCUCCGAGCUGCGUACAUGACCGACCAUCUCAAGAAACACAGUGAAGGACCUCACAACUACUGUGGUAUAUGCAACAAAGACGGACAGGAGAAUGCUGGAAAAUGCCCCCAUCAAGGAGAAUCUGAGGGAGAUGAGCCGUUGUUCGGGGAUCUGUCCAACGGCGACGAAAUUAAGUCUACGCACAAGUCUGAGGAAGAGGAGCUUGGGAUGCCGUUUGACUGCAACGGAGCCUCUACCGAUGCUGUGGGAGGGUCGCCACCAGGUGACGUUAAAGCCAAGACCAGCCAGGACUCUCCAGUGAAGAAGUUCCCUUGCAGCGAGUGCACCCAGACCUUCCGCACCAAGUCUUACCUCAAUAAGCACGUCAACAGAGUGCACCAUCAUGGGGUCCAGAAGAGUCUAGUGGUGAGUGUAGGGUCGGGGUCAGGUCUGGGGGAUCUGGGUCCUUCCCUGGGCUCACCCUUCUCCCCUCAACAGAACAUGUCUCUGCUGGAGUCAUUUGGCUUCCAGAUCGUCCAGUCUGCCUUUGCCUCGUCGCUGGUGGACUCUGAGGCAGGACAUAGUGGGAUGGAGCUGGGGGGGAAGUGACCUGUAGCUCAGUGGGGGGGAAGUGACCAAUAGGUUAAUGUGGGGGAAAGUGAACCUAGAUUUGUGUGGGAAAUUUGCCCUAGUUAGGUCUGUUCAGCCUAUCAGAUGUAAGGGAAUGGCAUUGUCUAUAGACUGCUCUUGACGUUGUCUAUAGACUGCUCUUGACGUUGUCUAUAGACUGCUCUUGACGUUGUCUAUAGACUGCUCUUGACGUUGUCUAUACACUGCUCUUGACGUUGUCUAUACACUGCUCUUGACGUUGUCUAUACACUGCUCUUGACGUUGUCUAUAGACUGCUCUUGACAUUGUCUUUUGACUGCUCUUGGCAUUGUCUAUAGACUGCUCUUGACGUUGUCUUUUGACUGCUCUUGGCAUUGUCUAUAGACUGCUCACGACGUUGUCUUUUGACUGCUCUUGGCGUUGUCUAUAGACUGCUCUUGGCAUUGUCUAUAGGCUGCUCUUGACGUUGUCUAUAGACUGUUCUUGACGUUGUCUAUAGACUGCUCUUGGCAUUGUCUGUAGACUGCUCUUGACGUUGUCUAUAGACUGCUCUUGACGUUGUCUAUAGACUGCUCUUGGCGUUGUCUAUAGACUGCUCUUGGCGUUGUCUAUAGACUGCUCUUGGCGUUGUCUAUAGACUGCUCUUGGCGUUGUCUAUAGACUGCUCUUUGCGUUGUCUAUAGACUGCUCUUGGCGUCGUCUAUAGACUGUUCUUGACGUUGUCUAUAGACUGCUCUUGGCAUUGUCUGUAGACUGCUCUUGACGUUGUCUAUAGACUGCUCUUGACGUUGUCUAUAGACUGCUCUUGACGUUGUCUAUAGACUGCUCUUGGCGUUGUCUGUAGACUGCUCUUGGCGUUGUCUAUAGACUGCUCUUGGCGUUGUCUAUAGACUGCUCUUGGCGUUGUCUAUAGACUGCUCUUGGCGUUGUCUAUAGACUGCUCUUGGCGUUGUCUAUAGACUGCUCUUGGCGUUGUCUAUAGACUGCUCUUGGCAUUGUCUAUAUACUGCUCUGCUGUUCAUGGCAUCAUCGCUCACUGUUGUUUUAUUACAUUCUGUGUCAUGGAGCUCGCUAUUACUAUCUAUAUACAGCAUUUCUUUAUGAAGACCAUUUCAGAGCAGAAUAUAAAAUGUACAUUAACAUGAAUUAUUUUAACAUUAAGAAACUUAGACAGCAGAUUUUAGGAAGCUGUUAUCUUCCUUUUUGAUUGUAUUUGUAUUGUUGUUUAUGACAUAACCAUGCCCUUAAGAUCCGUUACCAUACACAUGCACAUAUAAGAAAAAUAUAUUAGUAAAUGCUGUUAUUAUCAUGUCAGGUAAUGGAAAUACAGAGUGUGGUUUGUAACCAAUGGGUUAGUACAUGCGUUCACUGGGUCAUUUUGAAUUGCUUUUUUAUUAUCAAUAUGCUGUUCACAGCUGCGGUGAAACCGUCAAACCCAAGCAUCCCCUUACUUCAGACAGAGCUCCUGAAGGGGAGAGGCUGCAAAUGGAACUCUGGUCCAACUCUGAAUAGAAUCAUAGUCAAUUCUAUCAGUUUCUGCAGGGCAAGGAUAAAACCCUAUGGCUGUUCCAUUUGAGAAUGUUCUAUUCUCUUAUUACAGAUUUUUAGAGAACAGAUGUAUUUGUUAGUCACGUGAAAUCAAUUCUAGAUAUUCAACAGGGACCAAGUUCAGGUUUGACUAUUAGAAAUCGUGAGAAAUGUAGAAUAUAUUUUAUUAAUUUAUUGAUUUGCCCUGUAUGCUUUGUGGACAAAGUUUUUUUAAAUGAGUUUAUGUUUGAGAUGUCGAUGUGUUGUACUGAUUUUAGUCUAUAAGUUAUGCUAGAUACAGGCGGCCAACUAGGGAGCAACAGUGAGUAUGUAUGCUGAAAUAUCUGGAUGUGUUUGGUGCUCUCUGAUAUGUGCUUUUGUCCUCCGAAUCUAAUCAACAAGAAGGCUUUUAGUCUAAUUGUUUGUCAGAUAAUUUUGCUUUAUUACUUUCAGUACAUUCCUGCUUUUAUUUAUCAUUAUAUUGCGAUUGUAACGAGUGUAUAUAACAUUCAUUCAUAUACAGUGAAUUCAGAAAGUAUUCAGACCGCCUGCAUUUUUUCACAUUCUGUUACGUUACAAACUUAUUCUGAAAUUGAUUUAAUUGUUUUUUUCCUUCAUCAAUCUACACACAAUACCCCAUAAUGAAAAUGUAACAUUUACAUAAGUAUUCAGACCGUUGACGUACCUUUGGCAGCGAUUACAGCCUUGAGUCUUCUUGGGUAUGACGUUACAAGCUUAGCACACCUGUGUUUGGGGAGUUUCUCUCAUUCUCUCUGUAGAUCCUCUCAAGCUCUGUCAGGUUGGAUGGGGAGCGUUGCUGCACAGGUAUUUUCAGAUCUCUCCAGAGAUGUUCGAUCGGGUUCAAAUCUGGGCUCUGGAUCUGGGCCACUCAAGGACAUUCAAAGACUUGUCCCAAAGCCACUCAUGCGUGUCUUGGCUGUGUGUUAGGGUGGUUGUCCUGUUGGAAGAUGAACCUUCGCCCCAGUCUGAGGUUCUGAGUGCUCUGGAGCAGGUUCUCAUCAAAGAUCUCUCUACUUUGCUCUGUUCAUCUUUCUCCCCAUCCUGACUAGUCUCCCAGUAUCUGCCGCUGAAAACAAUUCCCGCAGCAUGAUGCUGCCACCACCAUGCUUUACCAUAGGGAUGGUGCCAGUUUUCCUCCAGACAUGACGCUUGGCAUUCAGGCCAAAGAGUUCAAUAUUGGUUUCAUCAGACCAGAGAAUCUUGUUUCUGAUGGUCUGAGAGUCUUUACGUGCCUUUUGGCAAACUCCAAGCGGGCUGUUGUGCCUUUUACUGAGGAGUGGCUACUGUCUGGCCACUCUACCAUAAAGGCCUGAUUGGUGGAAUGCUGCAGAAAUAGUUGUCCUUCUGGAAGGUUCUCCCAUCUCCACAGAGGAACUCUGGAGCUCUGUCAGAGUGACCAUCGGGUUCUUGGCCACCUCCCUGACCAAGGCCCUUCUUCCUCGAUUGCUCAGUUUGGCCAGGCGGCCAGCUCUAGGAAGAGUCUUGGUGGUUCCAAACUUCUUCCAUUUAAGAAUGAUGGAAGCCACUGUGUUCUUGGGGACCUUGAAUGCUGCAUACAUUUUUUGGUACCCUUCCCCAGAUUUGUGCCUCAACACGAUCCUGUCUCGGAGCUCUAUAGACAAUUCCUUUGACCUCAUGGCUUGGUUUUUGCUCUGACAUGCACUGUCAACUGUGGGACCUUAUAUUGACAGUUGUGUGCCUUUCCAAAUCAUGUCCAAUCCAUUGAAUUUACCACAGGUGGACUCCAAGCUGUAGAAAUAUCUCAAGGAUGAUCAAAGGGAAACAGGAUGCACCUGAGUUCAGUUACGAGUCUCAUAAGCAAAAGGUCUGAAUACUUAUGUAAAUAAGGUAUUUUUAAAUUUAUUUUUUAAUACAUUUGCAACAAUUUCUAAACCUGUUUUCGCUUUGUCAUUAUGGGGUAUUGUGGAACAUUUUGUAUUUAAUUAAUUUUAGAAUAAGGCUGUAACGUAACAAAAUUGGGCAAAAGUCAAGGGUCUGAAUACUUUCCGAAUGCAUGGCAUAUAAAAAAAAAAGAGAUAUAUAUAUAUAUCUAAUGAUUGAGUUCAUCUUUAGUCGAUGAAUGGGGAUUUUAUAUAUAUAUAAUAUAAAACAUUUUUUUCCUUCCUUGCCAAGUUUUGGUGGUGGUUGUUCGGUUUUCCGCACUGUGAGUGCCCAUGAUCUGCUGUGUACUGUUCUGGAUGUAAAUGUUUGUUGGGAUGAGGUUGUUCACUGGAUGGUGACAGAAGUAUCCCUGUUCACUGUAGACCUGGGUUCAAAAAGUACUUGAAAGCAUUCGCUCGAGUCUGGCUGGAAUGACAGAUGGGUGGAUUUUGCACUUGUGGGACUCUUCUAUUGUGCCAGGUAAGCUAAAUCAAAUACUAUUUGAAUCCAGGUCUGGUUCUCUGUGCUGUUACCUUGUUUUGGUAGUGUAUACUCUACCAGUUUAGUUCUGCCACCCAUGGCUUUGAUCAAUCAGUCUGUUUAGGCCAUAUUAUUCAAUUUAAUUUGUUUUAAUAUCCCCACUGAAUAGUGAUGCUUUUCACACGGGAUGGAGUAAAAAUCAAUUUAAAAUUUCUUUGUGUUAUUUAUUGGAUAAGUAAGAGACAAUGCUGUUUUUAGAAAUAUGCUCAUAUGAUAUGCAACACUGGUGAUCGCCCAUACAUGCUAUUCAAUUCAUCUGGUGGUAUUGGUUGUUUGUUUAUCUCACCUGUUAUGGUAGUUCAAUUUAUAGGAUGUUUUUAUUGAUUGAUUGCUUAGAUACUUACCUGUGUUGUUUUCUUGUAUUGUUAUGUUGGUCUGUUGCAAAGUGCCUUCCCAAUACUGAUUGUGCACAGCAGUAGAUUUGAAAUGCGAGAUGAAAAAGGACCUAUUUCUCUAAAUGGUCAAUCAUGCGCAGAGUGAAUUGCAAUGACACUUUUGUACACAUAACAUGCACACAAAGAAGAUGUACAUUUGUAUAUGUAUGUUGGUAUUUUAUCAUUGUACUUGUCAAGAUUCUUCAACUUUAAACAUUUUUAAGUUACAUGUUUUAUUAAAACCUUUGGACGUAUUUCAAUAUAAGCAUACUUUUCUAUAGACGUCUGUUUUUGUACACUGUCUUUCAGUCUGUCAUCUCUGUCUGAUUGAUACAGAGUUGGGGAUGAAAUAAAUAUGUAUUUGAAACUGUU
Molecule: messenger RNA, 7090 nt
Organism: Oncorhynchus kisutch (coho salmon)
Lineage: Eukaryota; Metazoa; Chordata; Actinopteri; Salmoniformes; Salmonidae
Gene: patz1
Product: POZ/BTB and AT hook containing zinc finger 1
Exons: 4
Coding region: 387-2375 (662 amino acids)
Biological process (GO): regulation of transcription by RNA polymerase II
Cellular component (GO): nucleus
Molecular function (GO): RNA polymerase II cis-regulatory region sequence-specific DNA binding; protein binding; DNA-binding transcription factor activity, RNA polymerase II-specific
Source: RefSeq, a predicted model, not a curated record